Messenger RNA from Sciurus carolinensis (gray squirrel), 4066 nucleotides. RefSeq names its product myocardial zonula adherens protein (gene Myzap). Gene Ontology annotation, biological process: maintenance of ER location; intracellular signal transduction. The record is from RefSeq and is a predicted model, not a curated record. Gene Ontology annotation, cellular component: intracellular anatomical structure; RNA polymerase II, holoenzyme; nuclear envelope. The transcript is spliced from 11 exons. Lineage: Eukaryota; Metazoa; Chordata; Mammalia; Rodentia; Sciuridae. Bases 128 to 1297 code for a protein of 389 amino acids.
GUCUCCCGCCGAGGGGAAGCUGGAGCAGCAAGUGACCGGAGCCACCCCAGCGAAGGGCGCGCCCGGCACACUUAUUCUGCCCCGGAGCAGCUUCGGUGCCCAGCCCAACGCCGACAGCCGCCGCGGGAUGCUGCGUUCCACGUCCACGGUCACCCUGCUCUCGGGCGGCGGCUCCAAAGCACCCGGGACGCCCAGCAGAAGGGCAAAUGUCUGCAGACUGCGGUUAACCGUGCCACCUGAGAGUCCAGUUUCCGAGCAAACUGAAAAGAAGAUUGAGAGAAGAGAGCAGCAUCCUGAACCAAGCAAUGGAGAACCUACCAGGAAACUUCCUCAGGGUGUUGUUUAUGGUGUGGUGCGAAGAUCUGAUCCAAAUCAGCAGAAAGAAAUGGUGGUGUAUGGGUGGUCCACCAAUCAGCUAAAAGAAGAGAUGAACUACAUCAAAGAUGUAAGAGCCACUUUGGAAAAAGUAAGGAAGCGGAUGUAUGGAGACUAUGAUGAGAUGAGACAGAAGAUUCGCCAGCUUACCCAGGAGUUGUCAGUUUCCCAUGCUCAACAGGACUAUCUAGAGAGUCACAUCCAGACCCAGUCAUCAGCCCUGGAUAGUUUUAAUGCUAUGAACUCAGCUUUGGCCUCGGACUCCAUUGGCCUGCAGAAAACCCUUGUGGAUGUUACUUUGGAAAAUAGCAACAUUAAGGAUCAAAUCAGAAAUUUGCAGCAGACGUAUGAAGAAUCGAUGGACAAGCUGCGGGAAAAGCAGAGGCAGUUAGAGGUGGCACAAGUGGAGAACCAGCUGCUGAAAUUGAAGGUGGAAUCUUCCCAAGAAGCCAAUGCUGAGGUGAUGAGAGAGAUGACCAAGAAGCUGUACAGCCAGUAUGAAGAGAGGCUGCACGAGGAGCAGCGGAAGCACAGCGCCGAGAAGGAGGCGCUCCUGGAAGAAACCAAUAGUUUUCUGAAAGCAAUUGAAGAAGCCAAUAAAAAAAUGCAAGCAGCAGAGAUCAGCCUGGAGGAGAAAGAUCAGAGGAUUGGGGAGCUGGACAGACUCAUUGAGCGCAUGGAAAAGGAACGGCAUCAGCUGCAGCUCCAACUCCUAGAACAUGAAACAGAAAUGUCAGGGGAAAUCACUGAUUCUGACAAGGAAAGGUAUCAACAGCUGGAGGAGGCAUCAGCCAACCUGCGUGAGCGGAUCAGACACCUAGAUGACAUGGUGCACUGCCAGCAGAAGAAAGUCAAGCAGAUGGUUGAAGAGAUCAUGUCGCACGAGCUCUUCUCCAGAUUUAGCCUCCGGCUCUUUGGAUGAUGAUACAGUGGUAGUCUGCUCUGGGUGGAAUCGAUUCCUUCUGCUGUUGGUGAAUAGAAGAACCCCCGUACUCCCUCUGCAGGAAGAGGUGGUAUUUAUCUGUGGUGAGCCAAGGAGUAAAACAGGAAGGACAUGCUAUUCAAAGGAAAAUUGAACCCUGUGGGUCUCUCACUUGUGAAAACACCCACAUACUGUACAACUUGAACAGCCUCAAACUGCAGAGUCCAGAGAGCUCCGAGAUCUACAGAGCAUUUUUUGGACAUUUAGGUUCUCAGACAUCAGGAAAGAACUGCAAUGGAAAAGACCACUAACAAUUAUUCAGGAAGCAUAGACUGGCCUUGGAUGUUGGAACAUGAAUCCUUCCUUAUGGAAAAGCUGCCGAGGACACCAGAUAAGGUGAUGGGAAGAGAACUUGAAGAACUUCAGUGCCCUGGGAAGGAAGUAUGCCCCACUGGAUCACACCCCAGAAAAGACCAGCAGCUCAAUGUCCCUGUAGAGUGAUUGCAUAUGGGAAGUGGCCUGCAGGUGUCCUUUCUUAACGGGUAUCAACACUCGUCAGCUCUCUUUCCUUGUUUGUUUAAGAAAAGUUUGCUUUGCUUCUAUCACUCUGGGCAUAUUGCCUGAUUGGACAGUUCAACAAACCUCAUGGAAAGGGAAGUAGGUCUGAUGAAACUAUUUGGCUAAAAUAUAUUGAAGUGAAAUAUACCUCAUGUAUGCUUUAUUUUUAUGGAGGUCUUUCUUGACAUCCACAGGUGCUGGGUUUUCAUCAAAACUUAACAGUGUUGCUGGGAACUAUCUGGUCAUAGCAGCAGCAUUCUUGGUGAAGGGGGUAUUAGCCUCAGUAAGCCAGUGGAUGGGGCUGAUGGAGGGAUCGUGGAGAGACCCACCACGUCUCUGACACUGGGUAGUUUUCUCCCUCCACAUCUCUGUGGCAAAGUGGGUAUAUAGAUAUUUUCUUGUCAGUAUUUGCCCUUUGUCUUUCAUUUUGAUGUUUCUGUUCAGCUGAAGCAAGUAGGGAGUGACUGGAAAAGGGCACAGAUGAAUAAUCUUCCACUUCUGAAAUGAGCUGCUGCCUACUGGCAUUACCCUGUGCAUGCUGCUCCAUUUAAACACGGACCCUACACACCCUGGGCAUCCAGACUUCCACAGGACCUGGAGUGCGCUUGAACAAUGGCUCAUCUAGAUGUCACUCUGUGGUGGUGACUUAUACUGUUUCCAGGGAUUCCUGCACUCAUCUCAUGUUUUUCUAAGUCUGAGGUGGAAGUGUCUUUGGCAUUUGUUCUAGUGGAAUAGAUUGAUUACCCACUUUCAAAAGGUGCAAUAAUCAGAAUGAAGGGGGUCCCAUGACCUUCAGAGAAAGUGGAGCACCCAGCUGAGGCCCCCAGGUUGGCGUGCUCCCCCUGUUUCUUCUCUCUUUGGGAUAUGGACAGUCCUUGGAGGCCAGGUAGGCCUUGUUUUGUGGAGCAAAUAGUGAAUACAAGCCGGAGCAUCCCUUUUAACCUUAGAGUAUCUCCUAAAUGUUAUGCCCUGGAGCCUCAUAAUACCUUCCUCUCGUCCCCACCCCAGUCCUGGGUUAAUUUGUGACCUUCUUAAAUCUGUGUUCCUUCUUCACAGGACCUACAUUGAGCUGCUCUGCUCUACCUUUGCUGGUGUCCCCCAGUUCACCUCUUUCUUUCCUAGACUGUGAUGUGAUGUGAACUUGAAUUACUGCCUAUCAAAAACUGAGUUGUGUGUUCAAACCAGCCCCAUCCCUGUCCUUAACUGGACCCUUAGACUUGAUCCCUGAGACAUAUCUCCUGGACAUUCAUGCUCCCACCCAAAGGAGGUGCUCCACAAGAGCUUGAGGCAGAAUUUAUGGUACAUGAAAAUGUUAGAGUUUUGAAUCUACUGUUUAAUUUAGUAUUAGUUACAUCCUUAUUUUAAAACCUUAAUACUUUUUCCAAAAUGUGAACCUUUUAGAAGGAGCACAAUUGUGCGGAUCUUUGUUCUCUAUGAAUUCUAGAAAGAGCUAUCACAGGUGCACUUGAUGAUAGGGCUUGAUUAAUGUUUUCUUGGUACCAGUGUCUUCCCUAGGGAGAAGGUCUUUUCUUGGGAAAUGUCACAGAAUCCACAUUCUCUUUAUUGAAUUUGUUUCUCAUUGGCUUUGGACUAGUUCUCAGAGACUUGGCUGACCAGUUCUUGCCCCUAGAAAAUAUGUGAGACUGAGUAGUUCAUGUUCCAGGUCCCUACUAGUUGUUGAGCGUGUCUCUUUUCUCAAGGCUAUGUAUACAGACCUCACAUUCCCACCUAAACACUCUGAGAAGUAUUAAUUACUCAACUGGGUAAGUCCAGGAAACUGAGGCUCAGAGUCUUACAAAAUAAGUAGCCAGUAGUCUCUCAGCAAAUAAUGGUGGUGCUGGUUCACCCCAAGGUCUUUGACUCUGAAGCUAGCCUUUCUUCUUCUCACUUUUUUGAUUGGGAAAAAAAAAUCAAGCUACAGAAAAUCAGAGAUAACAGUAAAACAAACCACCAUGUACCCUUUUCUAGAAUUAAAAAAUGCUGACCUUUUGGCAUAUUUUCGUUUCCAUUUUUUUUUAAAUAAAAGGAAACAUUUUGAUCUAUGAUAUAGAAAAUCAAUCGUAUUGUACAUAUUUUGCAACUUAGUCUUUUGUGUGUAUGUGUGUGGUACUGGGGAUUGAACCCAGGCGUGCUCUACCACUGAGCUAUAUCUGCAGCCCUUUCUUAAAUUUUGAAACAGGGUCCCACUAAGUCACUGAGGCUAGCCUUGAA